CUCCAAUCACCCCUUCAGGAGCGAUGGUCCGCUCGCUCAGCCCCCACAACAACUAUGGGAUGAACAACACUAUCAAACGACCCCUACAAUGGCCUAUGGAUGCCCGUGCCCCAGUCCUACCCUUUUCCAGGCAAACAACCGCAUUAUCACAAUCUUCUAAAGGUAUGCACCUGUGGCCUUGCCACUUUGGCUUUUGUUUACCACGAAUAUGAGCACGGACCAUGUUGUUGAUGCUUUUCGUCCAUCUAUUAUAGCAUCAAAUCUACAGCACAUCCCAUGUAAAUUCUUCAAAAGUGGAGCAUGCACUGCAGGCAAGAAUUGCUUGUUUUCUCAUAGUAGGGAUCCGAUGUCUGAGAAUUAUGUCUGUAAAUACUUCCUGAAAGGCAACUGCAAGUUUGGGGCCAAAUGCUCUCUGUCACAUUCAUUCUUGGCGCUGGAUCGUAAGUCAUCUGCACUCUUUCCGGGUGGAACAAACAGCAAUAGUACUGCCAAUGUAACUUAUAACUUGGGAAACCGAUCACGACUUGAGAGGAGAGCAUCUAGUGGUGCUAUUCUCAACAAUAAUGUAUGGUCAUCACCACCUGAACUUCUUUCUCCGCCUCGCAGGACGCUGCCUCACCAACAGCACCAUUUUCAUCCACUGCAAUAUCAACAACAGCACGUCUUACAACUAAAUAGCAAUAAUGUUGAAUUUACUUUGGGACGAUCUUCUAGCCAGCAGGGAGGAGGAGGGGGGAUAGGGUUUUCGAAACCUACAACAUCGGAAAAUCUAAGAGGCACAUUUUACAUGAAUACACCUCAGGAUAUGCUUGGGAACAGCGGCUCUCCAUUCUCCGAAGACGAGUUUUCUUGUCAAGAUCACAGUAGCGACCGCACCUCAGGCGCAAACCCCCUAAAUCCUUUCGAAAGUCGCGUUCGACAGCAUCUAGCAGCACCUUUGCCUAUCCGCCAGCGAUCAUUACCGAACAUAUUCCGGUUAACACCUUUAUUAAAUGAUACUGGGAACGCAGUUGCAACAUCUGCAGCAUUACCAACAUCUCCAUUUUAUCAACCUGGUAACAAGGCUCUAUUCUUGUCAGUUUCGUGUGAGUCAACGGAUAUGUCAAGUGUAUCCUCGUCACCGUCGCCUUUAAGAUUACAUUCGAUCCCAGAGUUACAUGACCUUUACAUCAGUAGUAACGGAGAAAGCGUUGCUGGCGGAGAAGCCAUGCGGCGACGCGGCAGUUAUGCAGGAGUAUUACAGCAACAGCAGCAACAGCAACAGCAGCAACAGCAACAGCAGCAACAGGCAGCCGAGACUGAUUACUCUGAUUCUGAAGACGAUAUGAACAUGGACCAGGGGUUUUUGCCCUCAUCUUUAAAUGAUUUACUGACAACAAACGAGAGGCAGCGACGAGAGAGCAGACAGGAAGAUACUGUUGAUGCUAUCCUCUCCAGUAAACUUCCGUCCUCUGACUUGGGGUUGCAAAAGAAGGAAGAUUUUUAUCUCAACUUUGGCACCUCAUCUUCUGGUAUACUCCUUUACUUCAUACAUUUUUUCCCCUCCCUUCCGUAUCAUGAACCGUGUCGAGUCUAAUUAUCAUCAUUUCUUUCCACUUAUUAUCAUAGAUAUACCUCAUGGAGCUUUUGAAGAUGCGGCGGCACUAUCUUCAGUUAAUCUCAGUCCAGGGACUGGAGACAAGCUUCAAAUGCAAAGGCCAUAUUAUAAAGGAGGGAGCAGUACGCCCGAUCCAUUUUGCCCCUUCCCACAUGAUGCAGAAGAUCAGGUUCAAUUCUUGAUGGAUGAUGACACGAUCGCUUCAUCAGAAGCAGACACGAUUAUCAAAUUAAAGAGAGCGUUGACGACUUCAAGUCUGGACAAGCACAAUGAUGAAAUAGAAUCCAUGAACUUUUUGUCUCUAACCAUCACUGAAUAGACUAUCUUGCUGUUUCACUUUUUCUUUUCUCCCUCUUUUCUGAAAAUGAACGCAGUAUCAACAGCACAAAGAGAAAAAUA
Messenger RNA from Lobosporangium transversale, 1996 nucleotides. RefSeq lists its product as hypothetical. The record is from RefSeq and is a predicted model, not a curated record. Gene Ontology annotation, molecular function: metal ion binding; ubiquitin protein ligase activity. Bases 209 to 1576 code for a protein of 455 amino acids. The transcript has a single exon. Gene Ontology annotation, biological process: protein polyubiquitination. Lineage: Eukaryota; Fungi; Mortierellomycota; Mortierellomycetes; Mortierellales; Mortierellaceae.